Messenger RNA from Didymodactylos carnosus, 2069 nucleotides. NCBI's taxonomy places the organism in Eukaryota, Metazoa, Rotifera, Eurotatoria, Philodinida, Philodinidae. The record is from the annotation of a GenBank genome assembly.
AUGCUGGAGAAUUUAUUACUUCGAACGGUAAUCGGGUUAUUAAUUUUUACACACGUCAAUGCUCAAAACCAACUAGUCGAAGUAGCGACAUCGCCGGAAUAUCAAUGGAACGGUGUGGCUUUAACGAAGAAUGGAAGAAUGUUCGCAGGAUUUCCGCGAUCGGUUAGUGAUGCGACGAUUUCUGUUGCUGAAAUUCUGCCAACGAACGUUAUGAAAGCUUUACCUGGGGGAGACUGGAAUACUUUUAAUCCGAUAAAUUCGACGGAAAAUGUUGAGAACCGUUUCGUUAACGUUAACGCAAUUCUGACCGACGUGAACGACAAUUUGUGGGUUGUUGAUGCCGGAAUGAUUGGUAAUAGAACAAUUCGAAACUCCGCGAAACUCAUAAAAAUCAAUCUUCAAAAUAAUAUGGUCGAACGCAAUUAUUCAGUUUCGAGUCUCAAUCCUCCAGAAGGCUUUGCUUUAAAUGAUGUGCGAAUUGCCUCGCAGUACGCUUUUUUAACCGAAUCGGGAAUUGGUUCAAUCGUUAUAAUUAAUUUGCAGAGUGGCAGAGUGCGCCGAGUUUUGGACAAACAUCCGUCUACAAAGUUCGAUGCGCCGACCGUUGUCCGAGUCGAAGGACGCAAGGUUUUAGACGAAAAAGGCGAGCCGAAAAAUAUGCCGAAUAAUAACCUGGAGCUCACACCUGAUGAAAAAACGUUGUUGUAUAAACCAUCGUUCAGUUACAACUGGUGGAGAAUAUCAGUUGCAGAUUUGACGAAUGAAAAUCUGACCGAAACACAACUUGGCGAUCGUGUCAUAAAAGGGAGCAAAACAAUGCCGACAGGCGGUACGACAAUGGACAACGAGGGGAACAUAUAUCUGAUGGAUUUGGAGCGCCGCGCUGUGUGGCGACAAAAGCCGGAUGGCUCUUUGAGUUUGAUUGUACACGACGAGCGCAUCAUUUGGGGUGAUGCCUCAGAUGUAAGUGCAGACGGAUUUUUAUACAUUCCAAUGUCACAAAACAAUCGCACUCCGGGUUUCAACAAUGGUGUUAAUCAAGUCGAAAAGCCGUAUCGGAUUUACAGAAUAAAAAUUAACUCUGCUCUUCGCACGAAGAGUGUUUCAAUUCUCGUAUUAAUACUAAUUUUUAUGAAAUUUUUUGUCGGAUGACGUUCUUCUGCAAAAAUAUUCAGAUCGGCUACAGCAUCUUCUGAACGGAUUCUUCUAAGAAACUUUUUAUUAUGCCUCCCGACUGAUCCGAGACACUAAGACAUAAGUAGCUAGCGUGUGUGUGCUGAGUGGUUUAGCUUUCUGUUUAAUAUAAAUGUUCUUUAAUUUUAUUCUCUGUGACUACAUGUGUUUCUUUCUUACGUAGUAUUCAUACUAGCAAUUUUCGCUUGUUGAACACUCAAAAUGAUGUCAUAGGUCUAUUCCUCUUUCUUUUUACUGUUCUAUAUUUGCUCGAUGGAAGUUCUUUUGUUUUUCUUCUUUUAAAAAUAAAGCUUAAACAAAGUAACUUAUUUAAGGCUAAAUAACUUAUCUUAAGCAUAUCACCGGACUCCGAAAUUUUAAAACGCGAUUAGAGUCCGGGGGAUCCCCCGGCCUCGAAUCGCGUUUGAAAAUUUCGGAGUCCGGUGAUAUGGUUCAACGCAUAGGCUUCAAUACACCACCUUUAAAGUAUGGGAAGCACAAUAUGCUCACCAAGCUAUACCAUCCUCUUAUAUAUAUUCGAGCAGUGAAAAGAAAACGAUGAACAGAUCCGCGAAAAGAAAUAUUGAGAGGUUAAAUAAAGCUGUUACACAUUUCUUAAACAUUAUAAAAGCCACAUCAAAUCACAGGCUUCUAGUGGAACGGAAAAGACAGGACUCAAGACUAGGACUGCAGCCGUUCACGUUGAUCUGGCAAAAAUUUCAACGGGAACAGCAACGGUUUUGCCAUUGACGUUUUGAACUGUUAACGGCAUCUCAUCGCGGUAGAAGUUCUAAACUCUAAACUACCCAGCCAGUCUUCCGAGGGGUCUUUCGAACGCUCGUUUUACGUGUUCCGAUGGGCCUCGAACGCUUAUUUCGAGGGAUCGAAGUGCCAUU